Molecule: messenger RNA, 564 nt
Organism: Trichoderma gamsii
Lineage: Eukaryota; Fungi; Ascomycota; Sordariomycetes; Hypocreales; Hypocreaceae
Product: iron sulfur cluster assembly protein 1
Exons: 2
Coding region: 1-564 (187 amino acids)
Biological process (GO): intracellular iron ion homeostasis; iron-sulfur cluster assembly
Cellular component (GO): cytoplasm; mitochondrial matrix
Molecular function (GO): ferrous iron binding; 2 iron, 2 sulfur cluster binding
Source: RefSeq, a predicted model, not a curated record
AUGUUCUCCAGAGGACUCCGCGUCGUCUCAAGGCGAGCCGCCAUGGCCGCUCCCCUCGCCAGACCAACUCUCGCCCCCCGCCAGCUCGCUCCCAUCGCAUCCAUCGAGGCCCAGCGGUCAUAUCACGAAAAGGUCCUGGACCACUAUGCGCGACCGCGCAACGUCGGCUCCAUGAACAAGGGCGAUUCUGACGUCGGCACCGGCCUCGUGGGCGCUCCUGCUUGCGGCGAUGUCAUGAAGCUGCAGAUCCGCGUCGACCCCGAGACACAGAAGAUUUCCGAGGUCAAGUUCAAGACUUUUGGCUGCGGCUCAGCCAUUGCUUCCAGCAGCUACCUGACCGAGCUUGUCCGCGGCAUGAGCCUGGACGACGCUGGCAAGGUCAAGAACACUGAGAUUGCCAAGGAGCUGUGUCUGCCCCCCGUUAAGCUGCACUGCUCCAUGCUUGCUGAGGAUGCCAUCAAGUCGGCGAUUUCCGACUACUACACCAAGAACCCCUCACGGAAACCCACCGACCUGAGCGGCACCAGCAUGAAAAUGCCCACUGCCGAGGCUGUUGCGGCCUAG